Messenger RNA from Metarhizium brunneum ARSEF 3297, 1488 nucleotides. Lineage: Eukaryota; Fungi; Ascomycota; Sordariomycetes; Hypocreales; Clavicipitaceae. The record is from RefSeq and is a predicted model, not a curated record.
AUGACAACGGGGGAGAAAGUACGCGGCGGAGAAGACGACAACGGCGCGCCGGCCAUGUCUGAAAGCAGCCUCUCCCACACACUAUCGCGGACCUCACACACCCGACCGCUGGAUAGGAUACGCUCGCAGAAUGGGUACGGCGUCGACGAUGACAGUGAUCCUGCGCCUGGGGAUGGCGGGGAGGCACACAAGGAAACCGCUUCACCAGGAGGCUCCAAAGAUCCGUAUGAGGUUGGCUGGGACGGCGGCGACAAUGAUCCCCUCUGUCCCAGGAGCUUCUCCAAGGGCCGGAAGUGGUUGAUUACCUCUAUUGUUUCCCACGUUAGCUUGUGUGUUACUUGUGCAUCCUCCAUAUAUACAUCGACCUACACCAAAAUGGAACCCGAAUUCCACAACUCUCGCAUCGUCUCUGUUCUCGGUCUGUCGACUUUUGUCCUCGGCAUCGCCUUGGGCCCCAUGUUUCUCAGCCCGCUGAGUGAAUUCUACGGCCGUCGACCCAUCUACCUCGUCUCGUGGACAACAUACGUCAUCUUUCUGAUUCCACAGGCAGUGGCCAAAAACAUUGCCACCAUCCUUGUUUUUCGUUUCUUCGAUGGCUUUACAGGCAGUGCCUUCUUGGCUGUUUCCGGAGGCACCGUGGGCGAUUUGUUCGCGAGACACGAGUUGCAGGCUCCCAUGGCCUUGUUUUCUGUUUCACCGUUCGUAGGGCCUAGUCUCGGGCCCUUGCUGGGUGGAUUUAUCAACUAUAAUGCUGACUGGAGGUGGACAUAUUAUGUGCUCCUGAUUUGGUCCGGCCUUGUCUGGGGAGCAGUCGUCUUCUUCGUGCCAGAGACCUACCAUCCCAUCUUGCUGCGAAACAAGGCCAAGAAGCUACGUCAGGGGACCGGCGAUGAUAGGUGGCUGGCCCCCAUGGAAAAGGUGCACAAGUCGGUCGUACAGGCUGUUGGCCGCUCGUUGCGCCGACCCUUCGAACUGCUCAUCUUUGAGCCCAUGUGUCUUAAUCUCUGCCUCUUCUCCGCACUUCUAUUGGGCAUCUUGUACCUCUUCUUUGGCGCGUUUCCACUGGUAUUCGGCACAAACUACGGGUUCAAUCUUUGGCAAGUCGGAACGUCUUUCUUGGGCAUCUUUGUAGGCAUGAUACUUGGUGUCUUGACCGAUCCUGUGUGGCAUCGUGUCCGUACCAGACUAGUUCAGAAACUCGAGACAGAGACUGGCAUCCCAGGUGCCAGCGAACCGGAGUUCAGGCUUCCACCAGCCAUCAUGGGGGCGUUCCUCGUCCCAGCUGGCAUCUUCAUGUUUGGAUGGUCUACAUAUCCGUGGGUACACUGGAUUGUGCCCAUUAUUGGAUCGUGUAUCUUCGCGAUUGGGUACGUUCUUGUUCCUUUUGUUUUCCUCAUAUCCAGCAAGUCUGUUGCACAGCACUACUGCCCUUUGGAAGGAUGCGAGGGCGGUGUGCGUCUAUGGCCACAUGGCCUGCUUUACGGUUGA